CGGAAAUCAAAAUUUUCUGAAUUAGUGCUUUCAAAACAACCAACCGGGAUUGAAUUGGCUUUAAUGCCCUAAAAUAACCAUGAACACAUCUACAUCACAUGCAAGGACACAAGUGUUUUUGUCAACAACAGAAGAUACAAAAAACCCUCUAAACUAUAUAAGAACGGCUUAUUUCCUCUUCCCUUCCCCUGUCUAAUCUUUCCCCUGACCGACACAUCAAAUUGUCCAUGGAAAAUCUUCCAUCCUUCAACAUCAUCAUCAUCCUUCUCUUCUGUUAUGUCACCCAAUUCAUACUAUGGCAAACAUCAGCCCAGGACCUACCAUGCCGCACCACAUGUGGCUCCAUACAGGUCAAGUACCCCUUUGGCAGUGGCCACGGUUGCGGCUCCCCCGGGUUCCAUCCUUACAUAGCAUGUUCACCUGAGGGAGACCAGCUCCUCCUCACAACUCACACAGGUUCUUAUCCUAUCACUUCCAUAUCCUACACCACCUCCACCUUUAUCAUCACCCCACCACACAUGUCCACAUGCACCUCCAUGCAACAAUCCCCCAACUUAGGCCUAGAUUGGGCAAGUCCAUUCCAGCUUGGCUCAUCAACUUUCCUUCUCCUCUUAUGCACACCCCCAACUUCAUCUCUUAACAUCAAGGGCUCACCUGUUUGUGACACCUCCUCUUAUCUCUGUGCGUCGAUUUACACUUGUCCAUCUGUGAUUGGCCUCGGCUUGCCUCUUUUUCCACCUACAAACACGUGUUGUGUGUAUUCUCCUGCUAAUUUUAAUAGCAAAGGUGAGCUUGAUCUCCAAAAGUUGAAUUGCAUGGGGUAUGCUUCAGUAGUGUCCCUUCAGGAACACCCUACCGACCCUUCCCAGUGGCAAUAUGGGGUGGAAUUGAAGAGCAGAGGUGGAGCUUUGGAUGAUUAUUACGUAGAUAAUAAGUGCAACACUUGUGAGAUCAGUGGUGGUGUAUGUGGUUAUGCUCCUCCUGUCAAUUCCUUUGUGUGUGUGUGCAGUGAUACAAUCAAUACCACUAUGGAUUGCAAUACCCGCAGUCUGCAGAAUCAACCUGAACUGGCUUGGAACUCAGUUUCUUUACCCUCCAGGAAGCUGUGGAUGGGGUUUCUGGGUGGUCUAGUUUUCGUUGGAGCAGCUUGAGAAAGAGAACAGCUCGCAGUUAAGUGAGACUGUUCUUUGUGCAGUGAUCUGAGGUCUCAUUCUAAUUAACAAAGACCUUUGUUUUGGCAAUGGAAAGUUGAAAAGUGGUCAAAAGUAGGUCUUAUUUGUCAAAUUCGAGAGAAAUAGUACAAGGAAUAAAGAUGGGAAGGCCUGGAAUCUAAGUCAUUUAUGAAUACUACACUUUCCAUGUGCGUUAGCAAGACCUGUAUGUUCGUAGCAAUGGUUGUGGUUUCUAAAUCCCUCUUGAAGUUGUUUUCAUCUACCGUACUUUCUUUCUAAUAAAAUUUGCAUUCACUCUUUUU
This is a messenger RNA of Populus euphratica (Euphrates poplar), 1474 nucleotides long. RefSeq names its product wall-associated receptor kinase-like 15. The coding region runs from base 228 to 1151 and encodes 307 amino acids. Gene Ontology annotation, molecular function: polysaccharide binding. Lineage: Eukaryota; Viridiplantae; Streptophyta; Magnoliopsida; Malpighiales; Salicaceae. The record is from RefSeq and is a predicted model, not a curated record. The transcript is spliced from 2 exons.